This is a messenger RNA of Callorhinchus milii (elephant shark), 1291 nucleotides long. RefSeq lists its product as uncharacterized. The coding region runs from base 97 to 1110 and encodes 337 amino acids. Lineage: Eukaryota; Metazoa; Chordata; Chondrichthyes; Chimaeriformes; Callorhinchidae. The record is from RefSeq and is a predicted model, not a curated record. The transcript is spliced from 4 exons.
AGGCUUAGAAAGACGUAGGCGUGUUCCAAUGCUUCUGAAGGCUGAACAUUGCUGACUUGGUACACAGAGUGACGAGAAACUUGGACAGAGUGGACGAUGGUCUGGGCUGUGGGUUUAACGUUGCCUGUGGUGCUGUGCUCUCUGGGCCUCACCGCUGUGUGUCUGCUUGCUUUGUUGGCCUGGCUGGUGUCCGGCCGGACGACAGGGAGGGCGGUGGAGGGGAAGGGCAGAGCCGUGCUGGUCACCGGCUGUGACACAGGCUUCGGACAUCUGCUGGCACAACAGCUGGACGAGCUGGGUUUCCACGUGUUUGCGGGCUGCCUGUCCACACAGGGGCCAGGGGCACAGACCCUGGCACAAACCUGCUCCAGCAAACUGAGGGUUUUCAAAAUGGAUGUCACUCGGGAUGAAGACGUGGCUGCAGCGAAGGAAUACGUGCUGUCCAACCUACCCCAGAAAGGGCUUUGGGCUAUAGUUAACAAUGCUGGGAUCACAGCGUGGGGCGAGGUGGAGUGGAACACGUUGGAGAGCUAUCAGAGACUGGUUGAUGUUAAUCUGUGGGGAAGUGUACGGACGACAAAGGCUUUCCUGCCACUUCUUCGGGAAUCUAAAGGUCGGAUCGUAUUUAUGUCUAGCAUCUCAGCGACCAUCCACAGCAAGGGUACCAGCAUGUACGCCAUCACUAAGAGUGGGAUCGAGGCCUUUGCUAGAUGCCUGACGCAUGAAAUGAAAAGAUUCGGGGUGAACGUCUCAAUCGUCCAGCCAGGAAACUUUUCCAGGGCGACAAACAUCCUGCAGGAGCCAACAUUUGAGGAGGUUUGGAACAAGCUAAGUGACAUGGUGAAGGAAAGCUACGGCAAAGACUGCGUGCAGAAUUACAUCCAUGGAAUACGUUAUGCACUUAGCCAUGCAAACAAGAAUGCCACUGACGUCACAAACAUCAUCAUCGAGGCCCUGAUGUCACCCAAACCAAAGAUCCGCUACUGCGUGACAUCUGUGCCCGAGAGUAUUGUUCUCUUCAUCUGCAAUCACUUCCUCUCCUGGGACCUUUACUUUCUUUUCAAUUACAUAGAAGGGCAAAUAAAUAAAGCCUGUACCUCACAAAACUAAGUGUUAUGGCGUGUGAGGCUACUCACUAGCUAUGUGGAGAGACUAGAGAGACUGGGUUUGUUCUCCUUAGAGCAGAGAAGAUUAAAGGGAGAUUUAAUAGAGUUGUUUCAAAAUUAUGAUUGGUUUUGGUAGACUAGAUAGGAAGAAACUGUUUCCUCUGGCAGGUGGGUCGGUAACUAGA